This is a messenger RNA of Corylus avellana, 1290 nucleotides long. The record is from RefSeq and is a predicted model, not a curated record. Lineage: Eukaryota; Viridiplantae; Streptophyta; Magnoliopsida; Fagales; Betulaceae.
AUGGCUCACGAAGAAGAAGAAGUGCCUGAAGGGAUCGUCCAAUACCCAUUGGACUCACACUACUACGAGAUUCUUGAUGUAGUUGGUGUUGGUGCUAGCGCUAUUGUUUACAAGGCGGUCUGCCUGCCCAUGAACUCCACGGUGGUGGCAAUCAAAGUCAUCGAUCUUGAUCAAUCAUGGCGGUGGCAAUCAAACCCACCGCCUCUGUCCCACCCAAAUAUCCUCAGCGCUCACUGUUCCUUCUCAGUUGAUCAACGCGUUUGGGUGGUGAUGCCAUUCAUGUCCGCCGGUUCUUUACGAUGCAUAAUGCCUUAUUCCUUCCCAGACGGCCUACCCGAGCCCUGCAUUGCCAUAAUUCUCAAAGAAACUCUAACCGCCUUGUCCUAUCUUCACACCCAACAACACCUUCACGAAGACAUCAAUGCCGGUAAAAUCCUCAUCGACUCAAAUGGGUCGGUGAAGCUUGCAUACUUUGGAGAGUCGCCAUCAAUCCUAGAGUCUUUCAAAACUCCUCAAGCGGACGCUCCCUAUUGGCUGGCCCCAGAGGUGAUACACUCACAACAGGGGUACGGUAUGAAGGCUGAUAUAUGGUCCAUUGGGAUCACUGCAUUAGAAUUGGCCCAUGGACGCCUUCCUCUGUCUCGCCCCCCUCUUUCAAAGCUCAAAAAUCUCUCCAAGCCUUUCAGAGACGUGCUGGUUUCGUGUCUCCAGCAAGACCCAUCAAAGAGGCCCUCGGCAGAGACAUUGUUGAAGCAUCCCGUCUUCAAGAAUUGCGGGGGUUCGGAUUUUCUUGUAGAGAAUGUCUUGCAGGGGCUGCCCAGUGUUGAAGAAAGGUUCAAGCAGUUGAAGACAAAUAACAAUGGUGACGAUGAGAUAAGGGUCUGUGGGUUGAGCUUCAAAGAGGACGGGUUGAAACUCGACCCAGUGUACCCAACCGAGUCCACGGACGAUUCAGCUGUGAAACAAGUCCGGUUUGGCGGUGAAUCUGUGACAAUUGAAGACGAUGGAGGUGAGUCUGGCGAGUUGAGUCCGAGUUCACCUGGUCAGGUUGUGGAAGAGGCGGCCCAAGUGGGAUGUUAUAGUGGUGGGGAAGCGGUGCCGGUGGAUCUGGUUUCGAUGAAGAGGAGCUUGGAGGAGAUGGCUCAGCUUAUUGAGUGGCAGAAGGCUGAGUUGGAGAGUGUGAAAGAGAGGAAGUUGAAGUUGAAGGUGGAGUUGAGUAAGUUGGAGGAGGAGUUGAGUCUUCUCAAGCUUCAAAUUUCUGAUGAGUUGAGCCAUCUCAAGCUCACAUGA